Athene cunicularia (burrowing owl) is the source of this 1399-nucleotide messenger RNA. Its product is annotated as uromodulin-like. The transcript has 9 exons. NCBI's taxonomy places the organism in Eukaryota, Metazoa, Chordata, Aves, Strigiformes, Strigidae. Bases 106 to 1362 code for a protein of 418 amino acids. Gene Ontology annotation, biological process: neutrophil migration. Gene Ontology annotation, cellular component: cell surface; apical plasma membrane. The record is from RefSeq and is a predicted model, not a curated record.
GUGGGGGAGCAGGAUGAGCUGCCCAGAGACGAUAUAAAGCACGCAGCAGGGAGCACAAGAGCCACCCGGGGCAGAGGUACUGGAGGAGCACAGAGUGGCCUGGCAAUGGAAAAGACUGUGAGGUGUUUGCUGCUGGUCUCUGCCCUCUGCCUGUCUGGCUACGAAGGCAACAAGAGUGAGCUGACGAGCCCACAUGGUUGGAGGCAAGGGGUUAUCCAUCGUCUCAAGAGGAGCCCCGACACCUGCCUGCCAAACCCAUGCCAGCACCAGGGGCACUGCCAGGUGAUAGAGGACAGACCAGUUUGCAGCUGCAAACCAGGCUUCACAGGGCUCUUCUGCCAAGAUGUAGUACUGAAGUUGGCCUGUGAAGAAGAGCACAUGAAGAUGAUGGUCAGGAAGGAGGUGUUUGAACUCUUGAAAAUCCCCCAGGAGCUUGUCCACUUGAAGAACCAGGCAUGCAAGGUCUCAGAAAGGGAAGAAGAGGGCGAGCUGUUUUUUGCAGCCACUCUCACAGGUGAAAACCACACUGCCUGUGGAUCAAUAAUUCAGCAAAACAGCUCCCAUGUGUUGUACUCCAAUGUCAUUGAGUCAGAGCAGGAAGCACACAGGGGCGUGAUCUCCCGGAGUUUCCAGCUGGAGGUGCAUUUCUCCUGUGUCUACGCCUACGAGCAGGUGGUGAAACUGCCCUUUGCUCUCACUGCGGUUGACAAGCUGGUGCAGUUCAUAGUCAGAGAAGGACACUUCAAUGUCAGCAUGAGACUCUACAAGACCCCUUCCUACCUUCAGCCCUAUCACCUGCCGACCGCGGCCAUCCCUGUCACAGACACGCUCUAUGUCCUGCUGAAGAUAGAAGGACAGCAGCAGCUCAAGUACUUCCUGCUGAGCGUUGAGGACUGCUGGGCCACACCAAGCACGGAUCCCUACCAGGACAUGCAGCACAAACUCAUUGAGAAGGGGUGUCCCCAUGACGAGACAGUGACAUACCUGAACACCGUCGGAGAGAGCGCUACUGCCAAAUUCAGCUUCCAGAUGUUUCAGUUUGUUGGUUACCCUGAGGUGUUUCUGCACUGCCGUGUCCGGCUGUGUCUCCCUGACAGCCCAGAGCCCUGUGCCAAGAAAUGCCCCAGGCACUGGAGGAGCAAGCGGGAGCUGGGGGAUGACUACAAUAAGAUUGUCUCCUAUGGCCCCAUCCACCUGCUGGCUGCUCCUUCCUUGGGAGCAGAGACGCACCAUUCUGGAACUGACCAACAGGACCUGGCAGGACCCAACCCAUGGCUCCCCGGGGCCCUCAUCCUGCUGUGUGCACUUGGUGUGCUCACUGUGGCUGCUGCAGCUGUCAGCAUGUGGCGGCAAACAGUGUAGGAAAUGGCUGUUUCCAAAUAAAUGUGACAGUGGCAGA